AUGGAAUGGGAGAUCUCUGAAAGUUACCGGGCCGCCAAGGAAGCUGCAGUACGCCGCAAGUAUGACCAGUCAGCGCUGUUUUUACGUACCGCUCUUUCGCUAGUUGAACGUCGUCUGAAUGAUAUAUCAACUGAUGAUCCACAUAGAGACCAACUUAUUAAAGUAAAAUCGAUCUUGAAAUUGAAUGUGGAGCGAAUGAGUGGUAUUGCGGAUGUCGUUUCGCAGAUGAGACAAAUGGCCGGUGUGAUAACAUCGUCAUCGCCCGUUGACGCACCACCGAGCGAUCCUGAUGUAUGGCCACUGCCGCCUUUAACGAAGAAGAUAUCGGCCAUUCCGAGUCCAAAAAAUAGCGCUAAAAAGCAGGCUUAUACUCGUGUUGAUAAUAAAACCAAGAAAGGUUUAGUAGGGAAAUCUCCCUUUAUCAACUCAGGAGGUCGCAACAUCACCAAAAGAGCUAACUCAUUAGGACGUGCAUCUGUGAAUGAACUAUCAGAAAUAACCUCGAAGGAAGAAGGAGAGAGUAAUAGCAACGAAAAGGGAGGAAGUGAGAAAGUGUUUGAUGACAGAGGAUUCGACAAGGAAUUGGUAGAAAUUAUUGAACGUGAUAUUAUGCAGAAACGUCCUGAUGUUCACUGGGAUGAUAUUGCUGGUCUCGAUGAAGCCAAGAAACUUUUGAAAGAGGCAGUCAUCUUACCGUCAGUUAUGCCGAAUUUCUUCAAGGGUAUUCGGCGUCCCUGGCGAGGUGUUUGUAUGGUUGGUCCGCCAGGAACAGGUAAAACUAUGCUCGCAAAAGCUGUUGCAACAGAAAGUCAAACGACAUUUUUCUGUGUGUCAUCUGCAACAUUAACUUCAAAAUAUCGUGGAGAUUCUGAAAAGCUUGUGCAGCUUCUUUUCAAAAUGGCUCGUUUUUAUGCCCCAUCAACGAUAUUCAUCGAUGAAAUAGACAGUUUGUGUAGCAGACGAGGUGCUGAUAGCGAACACGAGGCAUCACGCCGAGUUAAGUCAGAACUGUUAACACAGAUGGAUGGUUGUUCACCAGAUGUUUCACGAGUUCUUGUGCUGGCUGCUACAAAUUUUCCUUGGGACCUGGAUGAAGCUCUAAGAAGACGUCUUGAGAAACGAAUAUAUAUUCCACUACCAGAUAAAACUAAUAGAUUUCAACUGUUAAAGUUGGCUCUAGCUGAAGUUUCAAUCGAUGAAGAAGUUAAUUUAGAAAUUGUGGCUGAUUCGCUUGAUGGUUAUUCGGGAGCGGACAUAACAAAUGUUUGUCGUGAAGCAGCAAUGAUGAGUAUGCGUGUACGUAUUGCCAAUCUGACAGCUGAAGAGAUUAAAGCAUUAACGCAAGAAGAGGUUGAUUUGCCAAUUACUGCAAAUGAUUUUUCUCAAGCAAUACAAAAUACAUCACCAUCGGUUUCCUACUCUGAUGUGCAGAAGUAUGAGAAAUGGAUACAUGAUUUUGGUGCGGCAUGA
This is a messenger RNA of Brugia malayi, 1470 nucleotides long. RefSeq names its product ATPase, AAA family protein (gene Bma-mei-1). Bases 1 to 1470 code for a protein of 489 amino acids. The record is from RefSeq and is a predicted model, not a curated record. Gene Ontology annotation, molecular function: microtubule severing ATPase activity; ATP hydrolysis activity; microtubule binding. Gene Ontology annotation, cellular component: microtubule cytoskeleton. Gene Ontology annotation, biological process: microtubule severing. The transcript has 7 exons. Lineage: Eukaryota; Metazoa; Nematoda; Chromadorea; Rhabditida; Onchocercidae.